CUAUUCCAUCGAACUCUCGGAGUUGGAGAUCUCGAUACGACUCCAUCAUCUAUAAGACGUUUACGUGUUUGACUCAUUGAUGCUUUGGUUUGUUCAAGGAGGACACGUAGAGGAAGAAAUCUCUGGAGAAGUGAGAACACGUUAAUGGUGAUUAUCAUCGAGAAGAUGAAAGAUUCAGUAUUGUUCCUCGUUGGGCUCUUCUCUUUAUCUGUUUUGGUCUCUCAGUCGAUCUCAGGGAGAGUCAAAGCUCCAUUGUUGCAGAGCAAUACUGGUGGAUUAGUUUUCAGCAAAUCCUUCAAUUCGAUCUAUGAUACUUCUAUGUACGGACGCUUGCAGCUCAACAAUGGCCUUGCUCGAACUCCUCAAAUGGGAUGGAAUAGCUGGAAUUUCUUUGCUUGCAAUAUCAAUGAAACAGUCAUAAAGGAAACUGCUGAUGCUUUACUUUCAUCUGGAUUGGCUGAUUUGGGAUACAUACAUGUCAAUAUUGAUGAUUGUUGGUCCAAUUUGUUACGCGAUUCAAAGGGUCAAUUGGUUCCUCAUCCUGAAACCUUCCCAUCAGGAAUUAAGCUUCUUGCUGAUUAUGUUCAUUCAAAGGGUCUCAAACUCGGUAUAUAUUCUGAUGCUGGCGUUUUCACGUGUCAAGUUCGCCCGGGAUCCCUUUUCCAUGAAGUGGAUGAUGCUGACAUAUUUGCUUCUUGGGGUGUGGAUUAUCUGAAAUAUGACAACUGUUUCAACCUGGGAAUAAAACCAAUCAAAAGAUACCCUCCAAUGCGUGAUGCUCUAAACGCAACUGGUCGCUCAAUCUUCUAUUCACUUUGUGAAUGGGGCGUUGAUGAUCCAGCCUUGUGGGCAAAAGAAGUUGGAAACAGUUGGCGCACAACCGAUGACAUCAACGAUACAUGGGCAAGUAUGACUACAAUUGCUGAUUUGAAUAACAAGUGGGCUGCAUAUGCUGGACCUGGUGGUUGGAAUGAUCCGGAUAUGUUGGAAAUUGGGAAUGGAGGGAUGACAUACGAGGAGUAUCGAGGUCAUUUUAGCAUUUGGGCUUUGAUGAAGGCACCCCUGUUGAUUGGUUGUGAUGUAAGAAACAUGACCGCUGAAACUUUUGAGAUUUUGAGUAAUAAGGAAGUUAUCGCUGUAAACCAAGACCCACUUGGUGUUCAAGGAAGGAAAAUUCAAGCCAAUGGAGAAGAUGAUUGUCAGCAGGUGUGGUCAGGACCUUUAUCUGGUGACCGUAUUGUAGUUGCUCUCUGGAACCGUUGCUCUGAGCAAGCAACCAUUACAGCAUCAUGGGAUGUGAUUGGUCUUGAAUCUACCAUUAGCGUCUCAGUAAGAGAUUUGUGGCAGCACAAAGAUGUUACAGAGAACGCGUCUGGCUCCUUUGAAGCUCAAGUAGACGCACACGACUGUCAUAUGUACGUUCUCACUCCCCAGACAGUAUCACACUCCGAUGUAUAGUUCUUUGUUAGAAGGCACUUUGUUAGGAGGCUCUCAAAUCUCAAAGAUUGCCUUGUGUUUCUGUAUACCUGUUGUGUAUCCUGUAACACGUGAAAUCUAUUGUUGUUACUCAGGACAACUUUCAUAGUGUCUGGUUGUACAAAACCUAGUGUUUAUGUUUUGAGCACUGAGUGAAAUAAUGUUUGUUACU
Arabidopsis lyrata subsp. lyrata is the source of this 1648-nucleotide messenger RNA. Its product is annotated as alpha-galactosidase 3. The transcript has 14 exons. Bases 145 to 1458 code for a protein of 437 amino acids. Gene Ontology annotation, biological process: carbohydrate metabolic process. Lineage: Eukaryota; Viridiplantae; Streptophyta; Magnoliopsida; Brassicales; Brassicaceae. The record is from RefSeq and is a predicted model, not a curated record. Gene Ontology annotation, molecular function: hydrolase activity, hydrolyzing O-glycosyl compounds.